AUUUUCUUGGUUCUAAUGAAACCUCACCAUUUACCAGCCACGAAGUUGUACUACGUUGUUUCUUGCGCGCACACACAGAGACAUUGACUUGUAUGUAGCCAUGACCUGUAGAUACAUAAGAUCCACAACCCUAUCCCUGUUUCUUAUUCCUCUCGAGAAUUUAUUACUUUUCAUAAAACUGAAAAAAGUAAACAAAAAUGAGGUAGAGGGCGUAAAUUGCAACCAUUAUGUCUGUCUGCGCUUAAAUAAAAGGGAUAGAAAAGGAUAAUUACGAUGAAGUUGAUGUUUGGGGUCGCAUUUUUUGCUCCACUCAAACUUUGCUACUUAUGCACAUAUUUUCAGCUGCGUCUAAUCCUUUGUAUUGAAAUUAUACGUUCUCGUCUCCUCUCUGUCAGAAAGGAGAAAGGGUCUUAUUUUGAUAAACCACAGAAUCUUUUUCAGUUUAAUUAGUGCAUUUAUCGUUAAAGAUUCAAUAUUUGAUAGUUUCUUGCUUGUGAAGCGAGAUUUUCGCCAGGUUUCUGAAGUGGGUUCUUGAUUUUAGAGAGAAAGCUUGCAUCUUUUUUCUUUUUGUGCAUAUUUUGGGGGGUAUUGUUUACUUUUUGGGAUGAUGUCAGUGACAACAUGCCAUAGUCUUGAAUUUGUAAGAACAAGGUUGGACUCCAUGUCUUGCGGGAGCACGUCUAAUUCGUCGUUUGAUCGUAUGUUAAUGAAAAGAUGUGCAAAUGGUGUGAUUAGAAAUGUCCGUAGGGCCUCCAAAGCAAGACAAUUUCUUUGUUACCGCGAGUUCUCGUCCAAGACCUCUGAGGCUUUUCUUAGUGGGACUGAAGCUGGUCCUUCUCCAGUUCUGGACUUGACUAAAGAGACGAGUGGCCCUGCAAUAUCUGAUAUCUUUGAAAUGGUUGCCGAAGAUUUAGUUACGCUCAACAAGAAUCUGCUGUCUAUCGUUGGUUCAGAAAAUCCCGUCUUGAUGUCAGCUGCCGAGCAAAUAUUUGGAGCCGGUGGGAAAAGGAUUAGACCAGCUUUAGUUUUUCUAGUCGCAAGAGCCACAGCAGAGAUUGCUGGUUUGACGGAACUCACGAAAGAACAUAGAAGAUUGGCCGAGAUCAUUGAGAUGAUUCACACUGCAAGUCUGAUACACGAUGAUGUAUUAGACGAAAGUGACAUGCGGAGAGGACAGGAAACUGUUCAUCAAUUAUAUGGCACAAGAGUGGCUGUUCUGGCCGGGGAUUUCAUGUUCGCCCAGUCAUCAUGGUACCUCGCAAAUCUCGCAAAUCUCGAAGUUAUCAAGCUUAUAAGCCAGGUCAUCAAAGACUUUGCUCAUGGCGAAAUAAAGCAGGCGUCCAGCAGAUUCGACUGUGAUCUUCAGCUUGACGAGUAUCUAAUGAAGAGCUAUUACAAAACAGCUUCCUUAACAGCUGCCAGUACAAAAGGAGCCUCCAUUUUCAGCUCGGUUAAUACCGAUAUAACCGAGCAGAUGUACCAAUUCGGAAAGAAUCUCGGCCUCUCUUUUCAGGUAGUUGACGAUAUUUUGGACUUCACCCAAUCAGCCGAGCAGCUGGGCAAGCCCGCUGGGAGUGACCUGGCAAAGGGAAUUUUGACUGCCCCUGUUAUUUUCGCCCUGGAAAAAGAAAUGCGGCUGAGGGACAUAAUCGAGACCGAAUUUUGCGAGUCGGGCUCGCUUGAAAAAGCCAUUGAUAUAGUCAGGAACUGUGGGGGUAUAGAUCGGGCCCGUGAUCUGGCCCGGGAAAUUGCUGAUAAGGCAGUCUGUAAUCUGAACUGCCUGCCGCAAGGUCCCUUCAGACAAGCGCUUGAGCGGGUGGUGAACUAUAACUUGGAACGUAUAAAAUGAUUUUAUUUAAUUUUUUUUUUUUCGAUAUGUUGGGCAGUUUGUUGUCAGUUGAUUGGCUAAGAUGGAGUUCGAUCGGCUGAUAGAAAAGCUGCCUGUGUUGUAAUGUAUAUUUUAACAGACUGUUGUGCACAAUACUGCUGUAGACUAGUAUAUCAUCACACUUGUAGUUGUAUACAUAUGUUGUUCUUGAUGAAUAAUGUUAAGCAGUAGUAAUACUGCCUUUGUGUCAUCAACUGUUGUAAGUUUGGAGGACAUUAUUUGGAGGAACUC
Messenger RNA from Striga asiatica, 2119 nucleotides. NCBI's taxonomy places the organism in Eukaryota, Viridiplantae, Streptophyta, Magnoliopsida, Lamiales, Orobanchaceae. The record is from the annotation of a GenBank genome assembly.